AAAGACCGAAUUUACACAAGUAUGGCCCGUAACUUAAUGCUAUGGAAUAGCAUGCCUGGCGCCCACUUCAUCAUGCCAGAAUAUUCGGAUGCCGCCAUAACAUAUCCUUUUUAUUAUAGACAGCUUGGCCGUGAGCCGUCAUCCCAAUUCACAGCUAUAAUAUACGUUGUCACGCCUGUGACAUCUUCUUCUUCACCAUUGUUUCGACUGGUACGAAAUGUUGCCAAGUCUGCUUAUGUACAUAAGAUUUUAGUUAUCUGGCACUGUGAUGUUUCUCCCCCUCCUCCCCGCAAGUGGCCUUCAGAUCUUGCUGUCCCUAUUCUGGUCAAGACUAGAAAUAUCAAGUCCAUCAGUGCACGGUUCUUCCCCUACAGAGAUGUAGAAACAGAUGCUGUGUUCAGUUUGGAUGAAGAUGUACUUCUCAAUACAGAUGAGGUAAGUAGCAAGGGCGGUGGCAGAUGUUACAGUGGGGGAAGGACAGGUGGGCUUAGCUCCCCUCUCCAGAAAACGUCUCUUCUGGAACAUUCUACAUUUUACCAACACAAACUAGGUAUUGAGCAAAGAGAGAGACUUCACACUUUGGUGACUCAAGCAUAACUUUCCUAUCAUCUA
This is a messenger RNA of Octopus bimaculoides (California two-spot octopus), 612 nucleotides long. Its product is annotated as exostosin-1. NCBI's taxonomy places the organism in Eukaryota, Metazoa, Mollusca, Cephalopoda, Octopoda, Octopodidae. Gene Ontology annotation, molecular function: glycosyltransferase activity. The record is from RefSeq and is a predicted model, not a curated record. Gene Ontology annotation, cellular component: membrane.